This is a messenger RNA of Morone saxatilis (striped sea-bass), 4524 nucleotides long. RefSeq names its product kelch-like family member 26 (gene klhl26). The record is from RefSeq and is a predicted model, not a curated record. Lineage: Eukaryota; Metazoa; Chordata; Actinopteri; Moronidae. The coding region runs from base 174 to 1988 and encodes 604 amino acids. Gene Ontology annotation, molecular function: protein binding. The transcript has 3 exons.
CAGCCGGUAGGAGAGGUCACCACAGUGUCCACCGCAGGACCUCAGACAGACGGCUGGUCUCCGUCUGACAGGCUGCUUUUAACUUUUAAAACAGCAUGAACAGGCCAACCGUGCCGCUGACCUCCUGGUAACAUUCAUGAAAAUGCCAUAUGCGCGUUGCUCUGUGCUAGAAGAUGGCGGAGUCGGAUGGUGGGGAUUUUGCUUCGAAAGAUCCACAGAACAGUAUGGCUAAUAAGAAUAGCACCCUGCGCUGUACAUUCUCAGCCCCAAGCCACAGUGCCACCCUCCUCCAGGGUUUGUCGGUCUUGCGAGCUCAGGGUCAACUACUGGAUGUCGUGCUGGCCAUCAAUGAGGAGCGCUUCCAGGUCCACAAAGCUGUGCUGGCCGCCUGUAGUGAUUACUUCAGAGCAAUGUUUACUGGAGGCAUGAGGGAGUCAAAUCAAGAUACCAUUGAGAUGAAGGGUCUGUCAGCCCGUGGGCUGAAACAUAUUAUUGACUUUGCCUACAGUGCAGAAGUCACUUUAGACCUGGACUGUAUUCAGGAUGUCCUCGGGGCGGCUGUGUUUCUCCAGAUGGUGCCAGUCGUAGAGCUCUGUGAGGAGUUUCUCAAGUCAGCGAUGAGCGUAGAGACCUGCCUGCACAUCGGCCAGAUGGCCACCACCUUCAGCCUGUCUUCCCUCAAAGAGUCGGUGGAUGCCUUCACCUUCCGUCACUUCCUCCAAAUUGCUGAGGAGGAGGAUUUUCUGCACAUUCCCAUGGAACGCCUCGUCUUCUUCCUGCAGAGCAACAAACUGAAGAACUGUAGCGAGAUCGACCUCUUCCACGCCGCCAUCAGGUGGCUCCAGUAUGACGAGUCCCGCCGGGCUCAAGCCAGCAGUGUCCUCUGCCAUGUACGUUUCCCGCUCAUGCGCUCCUCUGAGCUGGUGGACAGUGUUCAGACGGUGGACAUAAUGGUGGAGGACGUGCUGUGCCGCCAGUAUCUCCUCGAGGCCUUCAAUUACCAGAUUCUUCCCUUCCGACAGCAUGAGAUGCAGUCUUCGCGGACGCUCAUACGUUCUGACGUCAUGUCACUCAUUACCUUUGGUGGGACGCCGUACACUGACAACGACCGCACAGUGAGCACCAAGGUGUACCACCUCCCUGACAUCUCAUCCCGUCAGUUCAAAGAGCUGACAGAGAUGGAGGCGGGAUGCAGUCACGCUUGUGUAGCCGUACUUGAUAAUUUUGUGUACGUCGUUGGUGGACAGCACUUACAGUACCGCAGCGGCGAGGGGGCAGUUGACAGCUGUUACCGCUACGACCCGCAUCUAAACCAGUGGCUGCGCAUCCAACCCCUGCAAGAGGCUCGUAUCCAGUUUCAGCUCAACGUGCUGCAUGGACAGCUGUACGCCACCGGAGGGCGCAAUCGAUCUGGCAGUCUGUCAUCUGUAGAGUGUUACUGCCCAAAGAAAAACCAGUGGACUUACGUGGAACCAUUAAAACGCCGGAUUUGGGGUCAUGCGGGCACUCCCUGCGGAGAGAAGCUGUAUAUCUCAGGGGGUUAUGGCGUCUCGUUGGACGACAAGAAAACUCUUCACUGCUACGACCCGGUUUCAGACCAGUGGGACUUCAAAGCUCCCAUGAAUGAACCCAGAGUGUUGCACGCCAUGAUCAGCACCAGGGAUCGGGUUUAUGCUCUGGGCGGUCGCAUGGACCACGUGGACCGAUGCUUUGAUGUCCUCGCGGUUGAGUAUUACAUUCCAGAGAACGACCAGUGGACCACCGUCAGUCCCAUGAGGGCAGGUCAGUCUGAGGCAGGCUGCUGUUUACUGGACAGGAAGAUCUACAUCAUCGGGGGCUAUAACUGGCACCUGAACAAUGUCACAAGCAUCGUGCAGGUGUACAACACAGACACAGAUGAGUGGGAGAGGGAUUUGCACUUCCCAGAAUCCUUUGCUGGCAUCGCUUGCACACCAAUUAUAAUUCCACAAAACACCACACAAUGCUAACCAUCCGACCUGUGACUGUGAAGAUUUUAUUCCAUGUGCUCUUUCUGACGACCACAGAGUCGACACAAGGUGUGAACGUUAUGUAAGCUACUGUGUGUGUGUGUGUUCAUUGAGGAGAUGCCCUGAAAAGCUAUUAAGACGUAUUAUUUUUUAUCUUUGUUUUGUUUAAUUAAAGCAAAUUUUGAUUUGAAAUUUAUUUUAUGUGAAAACUUAUCAUCUUGAUCUUAAUGUUGAUGUUGACUUUUAUGAUACUGAUACAAGUUUUUGAAUGGCAGUUGGUCAGUAUUUGACCACAUUUUGAUGAUUGGAGUUUGAGUAAUUCCUGAAUUCUAUAAUUAAUUGAUUGAUAUAUUAUCUUGAUUUUUUGUUCUCUUCCUGAAUAGAAUUACCUAAAUUAGUAACUUCUCAUUUAAAAAAUAAUCAUAAAUCAGUUAACAGUGUUUUACCAAUCAAGGGCUUAAGUUACAGACAGCACAAAUUGUCUCUGGAAAUCUCAUAUUUGAAGUUUAAAUUGUGUGUUUGCAAAGGUAUUAACAGACUCAAGUGUUAGACAUUAUGAUUGUACAGUUGGGAAUGUUGUAUUAUUAUUAUUUUGCUUACUUUUUAUCUUGUUAUAAUUUUACCAUUCAAGCGACCAAGAUAACUGAAAGUCUUACUGUUGUAUGUCUCCUCAAUCUAGUAAUCAACAAACCACAUAUCAAUGCACAGUAAUGAUUGCACAAAGAACGCAAGUAGUGGUUGUUGUUGUGGAAUCAGCUAUUCCAUGUGGGUGUUAAUGGCUUUGUUUUGUUUUUUUACCCUUCUUGUGUUUCCUGAGCUGAAACUCCCACUGACAAACUAAUUGUUGUCUCAGUCAACUUAACAAACCAGUGUGGAUCUCUUAUGGCAGCUACAUAAAUCAUUUAUGUGUGCGUGUCCAUUUUGAAUGUCGAUGUGUGCUGUUCUUUAUGUCAAACAAGUGCUUACCUUGCUAUUUUGUGUACCACACAUGCUUUUGUCCCUUGGCCUACACAAAAAGGGGAUACAGGUGAUAUUUAUUAAUAUCUAAGCUAUUGCGCCAAUCCUCAAAAAAAUCAAAUUUCCCCAGAAAAAGCACUUAAACUGUCCAUUUACCAUGAUAUUGAUUGAUACCGGCUCAUGUUUUUACUUUGACUGCAUUGCUGCACUUUUCAAAGCAGUAUUUAUCAGACAUCUGAUUCUGCUGCUGACGUUAUUGAUGUAUUUAAUGUGUGUAUAAGGAAGAAACAAGCUCAAAGUUCUUGUUUUUCCUUUUUAAAUGUGACAUCUACGUGAUGGUGUCCAUUUUAAAACUGUCUCCUGUUUGCCUUAGUGUAUUUGUAAUGAUUUACCUGUACCAGUCAAAGCACAUGAUAUCUCAUUAAAGUGCAAUAUAAAGUAGUCAAAGGGGAAUGUAGACAUUUAUGUAGCUCUAUGUGCAUCCUUUUAUUAAAGGUGUAUCAUGUUUUAAAAAAUACCCUUCAUGUGCUUGUUAUGUUUUUGAUUUGGUUGGAUGAUGUAUUUCCACAACAAGCCUACUGAAGCACUGCCUUCACUGCCACUGCCUGCCACUUACCCUAUAAAAGGUUUAAACUGUUUGUAUGCACACACUCCCACAGACACUCAGUGUGUCACGUUUAGGAGGAUAAAUAUCGCAGAAAUUGAAUAUAAUAUUCAUAGGUAUGUUUCUAUUAGUGUAUAACCACCUGAAUAUAGAAAUCAUGUACAUUACAUUAAAAUUAUUCUAUAGAUGCUGCACGGUCGCAUUCCAUGGAGGCGCUUUUGGUGAGUUGCUGGUGGACACCAUCAUUUCUCUUACACACAUUCUCAUUACAGAUGUGAGUGGUGUUCAGUUUAGUUGCAAUCUGCAGCUUCACCACUAGAUGCCACUAAAUCCUGCACACUGGUCAUUUAAGAGGAAAAUUACUGAAGAUAUCUCUUUUAAUUAGAGCUGCAACUAAAAGCUAUUACUAUAUAAUGCCUGAAAGUAAUAAAGAAAUAUAGUAUAUUAAUAUUAAUGUUCCCAAAAAUCAAGUUGACGCCUUAAAAAUGUCUUGUUUUCUCCAACCAACAGUCCAAAACCAAAAAGUAUUCAGUCUACAGUGAUUAUACAGCAGAGAAAAUCAAUGUUUGUUAUUUUGACCAGAAAUAUUACUUAGAUAUACUAUACUAUUUAAAAAAAAUUAUAAUUAUCAACUGACUGGUAGAAUAAUGUGUCAGCUCUACUUUUCAUUACAGUUGUGUUGCAAACCCAAGCAACUUCUGUGCGCUGGUAAUGUCAUCAAGGUUUCAGUUUUCAAAUAUUAAACCAAGUUGAUACAAUAAUUGUUUUUAAUUAAUAAACAGUUUGAAUAAUUUAAUGUAACAUAAUACUGUAGCUUACAUUCUUCCACUUUUAAUUACUGCAGUGGUUUUGUUUAGAACUUGACUCUGUAACUUCCCUCAUGUUCAAACUAAAGAGAAAAUGUAAUUAUGAAGAUGAUUAUUCAAACCUGUAUCUUUUGUUGUCCUUAAAAUAAAAUAAAGUUUUAUUACAGCA